GGUCGCGCAGUAUGUAGCGAUGGAUAAGUUAUGAGUCCCUGGCUGAGGUUUUGUUCACAGUUUGAAUGAUUUAUCAGUGACUCACUCUACUUUAAUUAUCCUUCUCAAUGGACGAUACUUUAAGUAAUUUCAUUGAAAAAACUGGGACAGAUCCUAGUUUGGCGAGAGACCUUCUUGAGAGUACAAACUGGAAUGUGGAGGAAGCGUUGAGUGCAUUUGAAACUCUGUCUUUAGGAUCGUCUGCUAGCAGCCACAAUGAAGUACCGAAGCGCGUCAAACCUUUUCCUAGUGGAAAAGCUGGAAGGGGUCUUUCGAUGGUCAAUGCAGACAUUGUUGGUGAAGCAAGACAUAAAGUUAUUGAAGACAAAAUACCAGGAACCGAUGAGAGAUAUGAAGGGUUCGAAGGAAUGUCCGACUUCACGUUUGUGCUGCCUGAUUUGUCUAACUACUCUGAGGACUUGAGCGAUUUCCUGAGAAGAGAUUUAAUUGAGACCUCUGUUCUUGUCGCUCUAGAACAAGCAGGUAAGAUAAUGAAAGAAUUUAUGCUUUGUCUAUUUCAGGACGAAUAAGCUUUUGUAUAUCUUUGUCCAAGCUUAAAAUAUUUAUAAGCCCGUAAUAAUGCUGCACUGUUCUUGUUUUCAAUUUUUUCAUUUUUUUAUUGAAGUUCAGUCACCUUAACUGCAUUUCUUAAUUGUCAAUGACUAGCUAGAGUCGAACCUCAACUAACGAUCACCCCACCAAAGCUACCACUUUUUUUGUUUUAGCAAGAGCAUUUUAGUUGUUUGUUUGGUUAUUUUCUUAAAUAACAUAUGUCGUUUCUACAACAGCUAUCUUUCUAACUCUAUAAAGGCUACUCAAAAUAUAAAGUGGCCAUAGGGCCCAGUUUUCCGAAAGGUGGAUAAUGCUAUCCACUGGAUAGUUCUCUAUCAGGCUAUUGCAUGUAAUAUCUGCACCCCCUUCCCCCCCCCCUCCCCCCCCUUCCCAGUUUUGAGGACUUCGGUUUUCUUCCUACCCCUAAAGAUUAGUAAUAUCACUUUCACCCCUGAAGACUUCCCUAAAAUAUUGGUCUUCCCCCUGAAGAAUAUGGGUCUACCCCUGAAGAAUGUUGUGAAAAUUAAUAAAGCUUCAUUCCCGGAAGAAUUCCAUAUUUUUUUAACUCUACCCCUUAAAAAAUGCUCAAUUUUUAUAACUUACCCCCACAACCAGGAAGGGGGGUGUGCAUAUUAAAUCCAAUAAUCCAUCCAGUGGAAGGUGCAAAUUUUACUUAUAAUUAUCUGCUGGAUAGUGAUUUAUCAGGCCCCAGUUGUUCAAAAGAUAGAUAACGCUAUUGGUUUCCUUAACACUUAUCCACUGGAUAGCGAUUUAUCCCAUGGAUAGCACUAUCCAACUUUUGAAUUACUGGGGGCCUGAUGUCCAGGUUUCAAGCGGCUUAAAUUUCACCAUGCCUGGCAGGCCAUUAAUAAUUCAAAACUGAUCACCUGAUACAAAGAAUGUCUGCUCAAAUGCAGGAAAAAUGAACUGCCAGACACCUACAAACGAAAGCAUCAACGUGGUCAUCUUCAGAUGUUAGGUUUACAGAAUUGUUGUCUUCAUUUAUACAUUGAAUCCAGAUAUCAUUCACCACUUCUCCUCAGAAAAAAUUUCCCGUAGCCUCUGAUGUAGUGGUAGCGAAGUGUUUCAUAGGUGGGAAACUCAAGCUACAUCUUUGAGGUGUGAUAAAUUUUAUUGUUUAUGCAGCAACUUGAAAUAUUGAAGAGCAUUGAUAGGAGAAUACCUUAUAAUAUUCAAUUUGACCAAUAAAAAGGGAUAUCAAUGAAUUAUAAAAAUACACACACUUCUUUCUCCCCUGCUUCCUUCUUGGGUGACAAGGGUUUUUGUUUAGUCCCUCAUGUUAAAUCAGCACUGCUCUCCCCACUGUAACAAUGAAUGUGUGCUGUUAAAACACCAGUCAUGACUUGGUUUGCAGAGAUAUUUUGUUAAUUCUACUGCCCCUGGGGCUAACACUAUGUUAAAUGAGGGUCUCCUGUAUCUUUUUGUGAAGCAUGAUUGGGACUAUUAUUUUCUUGUAAAAUGUCAUUUAAGAUUUUAUUUGUUCAUGAUCAGACAGUUUUCAUUUGGAAAUAAAAGUGAUUUUGGAAUAAAAUAUAACACACGAACAAAAGAUUUGCUUUAAACAUAAUUCUUGAACUGUAAUUCUUGAACUACACUGUAUACCGUUCUGUGUGAACUGAUUUUUUUAAGGCAAUUUUUGGUACAUGUCAUGUUACCGACCUUGGAAAAUCUUUUGUUGUGUGUCCAAACACUGAUAACCACAUUUUUGAGCAUAGAGACCUUCCUUAAGUCCCUUUUUGUCUUCUCUGUGAGCCUCUUGCAGUCACUCCUGUGACAUAGGUAACACCACAUUUGCCAGUGAAAACUGCUCAUGAUCAGAUCUGAUGGGAUCAGGCAGAGGUGGUAUUUUGGUAAAUCAGGGAGGUGAAAAAGAGCUUCCUUGGGUUUGCAAUUCACUUCCGCAAAAUAUUUUCUUCACAAUAUUUUUAUGGUAUAUUAGUGCUCCUUUUGUACAGGCAUGAGUUCAUCUGGCUGGUUUUAGGGCUCUCUGCGUUUGUUUAGGUGUUGGGAAAAUGUCAUAGUUCAAUGAGUUGUACUUGCGUGAGUUCAUCCUGGUAAUUUGUGAAACUGGAGCAAGAAUUUCAUUCUGGGACAAAAACUUGUACAGUAUCUUGUAAACAAAGAACAACCACUUGUUCCAGGGUAAAAUCAGCUUCCCAGUAGACAGAAAUAGGUAGUGCAAAGUCAUUUGUAGUAUUUGAUUGGCAAAAUUGUCAGGGCCUUUAGAACAGGAAGGCCUGUUUGUUUUGUAAUGAAUGCUUUCUGCUUUGUGCAAAUCUCUACUGUGGGUUUGUUAGGGUAAGCUAAUUGCUGCGGGGCGACCGUAGGGAUCGAGCAGCAACAUAAUCAGAAUUUAAGGGAAAUAUAUAAGGGGCAACGCAUUCUCGAAUUCAUCACUUUUUACCACAAUGCAUUGCAUUUAACCACACUUUUUACCACAAUGCAUUGCAUUUAACCAGAGUGCAUUGGGCCACGAACAACUCAAAUAAAAACACAGGGAAGUUUGCAUCGUUCGCUGGCUAGACUCGGAGUUUUCUUUGUAGCAAAUUUUCUACAGCACGGUUAGAGGUCUUACCAAAUUUAAGGCACACAGGAGUCUUUCAGAUGAGCACGAUGAUUAACUUGGGGAUUGGAUUUCAAUUCAAGAGCCUUUGACUCGUCCAGGUGUUAAACCUGACGAGAAGAUGAGCAUUUGCUCUUCGACUCCGCAACAUGGGGGAGAUACAAUUUCCAGCUUGCUAGAAGGUGAUGUGAAAAUGGGAAAAUGUCAUGCCAUGCUAUUCUUAAGAACCUGUAUGAGCCGAAAAUGGAUGUGAUUUUGACCAUUCGCUUGAAAAUAACAGCGGAAAUCGAGAUAUGUUUUGUGUCCUACGUCGCAGACGAGGACGUGUAUCGGCGUUUUGAAAAGCAUAAUUAUGUUCUUUCAUUCAUUCAUUGCCAUGGAAUAUGCAUUUACAUUGUGUUUUUACUGUUAAUAGCUCGAUUAAUGCGGCUGGCGAUCAUCUUGCCGGCGGAAGUUUCAUGCAAAAGGCAUUAAAUUAAAAACUUUUCCCACAUUUCCGCAGUCAGUCUCUGUGGUGUAGUGGUUAGGUGUAUUCGCGUCGAACCGAUGGUGCCGGGUUCGAUUCCUACCGACCUCUUUUUUUUCCUUCUUUCUUUUUUUUUCCCUUUUUUUGUGAUGUUGUUUUCUAUAAAUAUAUAGCUAAAUAACUGUUACUUAAUAAAGUGCAAUAAACAGCAAGGAAAGUAUUGUGUUUCUAGAGAAAAGAUGGUACACUGUAUAUUAAAGAUAUGGAUAAAUAAUCUGAAUUUCUAUCAUUUCCUACAAUUUACUGUAGGAAAACCAGAGUUGAUAACCACUUGAUCAUUUUCUAAACAAGUUCUUUCUAUAGACUGAUAGUAAUUAUUCUAGUUCUUUCCAACAUGUAAAUAGGACAUUCAAUGUCAUUUUCGAUGCUUUUAAGUCCCACUGCCUAACUAAUGCCAGUAUCAACAGAGUGUGCCGCAGCAUUACUAUCUUUUAGAUACCCUAGUUUAAUGAGUAAAAUUAAUGCAGUUCUCCAAAUUUAUUGGUUAUGACCCUCUAUAUGAGGGAAACUGAGUCACAUAAGUGGAGAGAUAAAGAAACUUUUGAAACUCCCGAGGCACUGUCAGAUUGGUGUCAAUCCACAUAUUAUCUAAUUACUGCUAAUAAGAGCUAAUGUAAUACAUAGCCCUUAUUUAAAAACAAUGGGUAUUGUUAAAAGCUACAUGAGCUUGUGGGGUCAUUUGAAUUUAGCUAACUAAUGUCAAUAAAAAUCUAUAAUCUCAUGCGAAUAACCAGGAAAAAGUCACCCUUAGUUGGGGAGUAUAAUAUUGAAGGUCAACCUUUGGAAAGUGUUAAUGUGUAUAAAGAUUUAGGAUUAUUUACUGUUAGUAAUCUUUCAUGGAACCAACACGUAGAUAAAAUAACUGCUAAGGUUAAUAGGGUUUUAGGGUUGGUUAAGAGGACUUGUAGGGACUUAAAGGAUAUUGAUACCAUGAAGACACUUUAUUGUAGUCUUGUGAGACCUUUAUUAGAAUAUUCAUGCGAAACUUGGAACCCUCAUACUAAACGUAACAUUGAUAAAUUGGAGGCUGUUCAGCGAAGAGCUACCAGAUGGAUCACUAUGUCUGAUGAUGAUUAUGAUACUAGACUAUCUAAGCUAAAAUUGUUGUCAUUAUCUAAUAGGAGGUUCACUAGAGAUGUUACAUUUUUUUAAUGUAAUUAAUGGGCAUUAUGAUAUUGACAUUUCAAAUAUACUCAUAUUUUGUAAGGACAAAAAUACAGGUUAUAACUUGAGGAAAAAUGACACACAGGACCUUGUUCCAAAUUUUAGUAGAACUGACGGUUUUAAGUAUAGUUUUUUUAACCGCGUUGUAGAUGAAUGGAAUGGUUUACCCAAUCAUAUUAGAGAAUCAAACAGUAUUGCAACUUUUAAAAGAAAUGUUUUAAGCUUUAUUAAGGAUAGCUAGAACAUUUAGAUUUCUAUUUGUAUAUGUUUUUGUUAUAUUUUAAUUCGUGGGGGCAUCCCUAGUAUGGCGCAUUGGCACUUUUGGUUGUCUCCUUCUCCACAACCUUUUUUUUUUUAAAAUUCUUAUAGUAGUGUUAGCUUAUUUCAUUUCAUUAUUUGCUUGUAAUGUAGUGGAGUGAAUCUGUAAUAAAUAAAUAAAUAAUGAUAUGACAAACAGCGUAUAAGAUAAGAGGUUGGCAGGUCCAUCAUUUUUGUACAAAAAAUAUGUUGCAGAUUACUGUUGUAUAACUAUGUCGUAUGUAAGACAAAGAAAUAUAAUCAUGUACAUAAGGGAUGAAGCUAUGGAAACGUUACGCAUAGUUGCUUUUUUCUCAAUUUCUUUGGUUUUUAGUGCAAUUUGAGCCAGUGAUAUUAAAGCUCUUUUCAGCUGGUUAAAUUAUCUAGAAGGUGGCUCUUAGCGACAUCCCUGUAUACUGUAAAAUUCCAAAAAUAAGCCCCUCCAAAUAUGUCCCCCAAACCAGUGAUGCAAAAAACCCUCCAUUAAAUUGCCCCUCCAAAUAUAGGCCCCCUUUGGGCUUGUACUUGGAAAAUUGCCCUCGAAUACAAAGUAAAACAAAGCAAAAACGGUAAAUUUACUUCGAACUAUAAGGCUAGCCAGUCGAUUUGUAAAUGCAAACUUCCCUCCAUAGAUUGGCCCCUCCGAAUAUAAGCCCCUCCAAAAAUAAGCCCCUCAAAAAGGGCUUUUGAAAACUGAAUAUAAGCCCGGGGCUUAUUUUCGGAAUAUUACGGUAUGUUACCAGCCAUUGUAAAUUUGUGCUUACUGUUCGUAACUACUUUCCUUUUCUCUUCAGCAGGGAUCAAGCAGAGCUUGGUGGGUGACUAGCACCCUGGUGGGCUCCCUACAAUAUUAUUGCUAUUAUAGCACAACCUUGUGUAUAAUAUUAUUCUUAAGAGUUUUUUUUCUGGUUUCUAGGUCAUUUAAACUGGUGGGCCGAUGCAGGUGUGUGUCGACGUCUUGUUCCCCUAGCAACUGUGGGUGAUGGUAACUGCUUGUUGCAUGCUGCUUCUCUUGGUAUGUGGGGUUUCCACGAUCGUUUAUUAACUCUGCGCAAAGCUUUGUACUGUACUCUCACGAGCCACUUAGCCAAAGGAGCUAUCAAGCGACGCUGGAGACUGGAGCAGUGGCAGAAAAACAUCAAAGCUGGAGGGCUACUUUACUCUGAAGAAGAGUGGGAGAAAGAAUGGCUGGAGGUGUUGCGUAUUGCAUCUACUCAGCGGCGGGAUCAUGAGCACCUAACUACAGAGAAAAAUAAAGAAGGAGAGAACAUUUCAACUCUUGCCUCCAUUUUAGAAAAAUAUGUUGAAAGUGAAACAUCUGAUGUUCCUGUAAAAGAGGAAUCUACUCAUUCACCUGCAGAUUGCCAGCAGAAUGAUACCAAAGAUUGUGAUAAAGGUAAUGGCAAAUCAACUGAGCAUGAGAAGCUGUCAGAUAAGGAGGUUGAUGAAGAGGGACGAGGAGCUUUUGAAAGCCUCGAAGACAUUCAUGUGUUUGUGCUUGCUCAUGUUCUGCGACGACCAAUUAUCAUCAUAGCUGAUCAGUUUUUGUAUGGAUUUGGAGGUGAACCAAUUGCACCCAUUCCAUUUGGAGGAGUGUAUCUCCCUCUAGAAUGUGACCCUCCCUCUUGUCUUAAGAGCCCCUUGGUGCUGGCUUUUGAAUCUGCACACUUUUCUCCUUUGGUUCCCUCUGAUGAAAAAAAUGGAGGUAAAACUAGUUCUUUGAAAGCUGCUGUGCCACUUGUUGGACCAAGUUAUGACUUACUGUCACUUAAAUUUGCUGUUGACCCUGGAGAAGAUUUCUUGUGGAGUAGUUUGGAUGAGAAAGCCACCAUUCCAGACGAGUUGGAACUUAGUAUGAAUAAGAAGUUGGAGCUUUUGAAGAAAUACCUAAACGUGGAGAAUGUGAAACUACCUAAUACAGGCAAGAAAGACAAUCCAGAAGAUAAAAAGACAGCUACAAAGGGUGAGAAAUCCGAAGUGAGCAGUGAUGCAGCAAACAAGCCUGGUAGCAAAUCACCCACAAAAUCUGCAGAGAAGAAGGAAAAAUCCUGGAUUGCUACACAGAUUAUGAAAGUAGGGACAAUGGCUGGGAUGGUAGGUGGUGUUGUGCACAGUAAUAUUUAUGUGGCAAGGCUUCAAACUGACAAGAAACCAGAGUACUAUGAAAAGAUGAUUGAAAACUAUAUUGAGUCAGCCAAAGAGCGGUUUGAAGAAGAAAAGAAGGCUCAAACUAAGGCAACGAAAGGUGCAGGUAGUUCUGGUGAGAAGCCUCAACCCUGUAUUAACCCAGGUUGUCAGUUGUAUGGAACUUCAGCAACAAAUUACCUGUGUUCAGGCUGUUACAAGACUCAGAAAUCUUACAGUGAAACUGGCCGCUAUCUUGUUGGUGCAGGAUCAUCCAGUGGAAGGGAACCGCAGACAAAUUAUGAUAAUGGUGGUGUGCAAAGUUAUUUGCCACCUCCGUCAUAUUCUGCAUAUGUUCCUUAUGGCUAUUUUGGUGACUACUCCAGAACACAAGGCUCUAAUGUAGAGCAAAAGAAUACUGUUAAAGCACAGCAGCCGACCCAUGUAUCGCUUCCUUCUGGAACUUCUCAUUCAAGUAAAGAGACAGGAAAAGAGCUGCCUUCAUAUGCGGAAGUUAUGAAACUGGGUAAAACCACGGCCUUGAAUUUACCUUCUAGCACAUCUGGUCAUAGUACAGCACAGAGUGCGAGCUCUAGCAUCCCGGUGAGGUGUAUUACUGACAACUGUCCAUACUUUGGUAGUCCUCAAAAUAAGGGAUAUUGUUCUGGGUGCUACAAAGCGUAUCAAAAGACAUUGAAGUACGUGAUAGAAGAAAGCGAGAAAUCGCAGUCUAAAGUGGUCUGA
Messenger RNA from Porites lobata, 8030 nucleotides. The record is from the annotation of a GenBank genome assembly. NCBI's taxonomy places the organism in Eukaryota, Metazoa, Cnidaria, Anthozoa, Scleractinia, Poritidae.